UACGAAAAAAAGCUAAUAAAUCAAAUAUGUUACGUGAAGAGUCGACACUCGUUUCAUGGAACGACGACGUUAUGUCAUCCGUUUACAAAUAAUUGUUUUCUUUCUUCAACAGAUUUUUCAAUAGAUCUAUUUUAAUACUGGAUCAAAUAGAAAGAGAAUAAAAUUUGGGGAAAAAAAAUUAUAAAAAAAUAGUUAAGACAUGGCUGUGGUGGACCAAGAUGUGCAAAAUAAAUCUGAAUCUAUAAUGGACAGUCCGGAGUCAAUAAUAGAAACAAAGUUUGAAUACGAUCAAACAAUGUCCACUACAAAAGCAGUAUUCAUACUGGUGGCUAUAUUUAUAUCGUCAUUAUUGAUUUUAGGUUAUUUGUAUUAUAGUUUCCCACACAUGACAGAGGAGGAAAAACAAUAUAUUAAGCUCCCAUUUAAUAUCAAAGAUGCCCAAAAUUUAGGUAAAGUUUUGGAACAUUACAAGGAUACUUAUUAUACUCAAGUGUUCAUGUCAAUUUUUUUCUGCUAUAUAUUUUUGCAAACAUUUGCAAUACCUGGUUCAAUUUCAUUAUCAAUAUUAUGUGGAUUUCUGUACCCAUUUUUAUUAGCAUUAACAAUCAUAUGCUUAUGUUCAGCGAUGGGUGCUUCAUUUUGUUACCUAUUAUCCAUGACAAUCGGAAGACGAUUAGCUUACAGAUAUUUUCCUGAUAGAAUCAAGUCAUAUGCAAAACUAGUGAAAAAACACAAUGACAACAUGUUCAGUUACAUUAUGUUUCUGCGAAUAACUCCAUUUUUGCCUAAUUGGUUUAUAAAUGUGUGUGCACCUUUAGUUGACGUUCCAAUUAUACCAUUUUGGUUGGGAACAUUUUUUGGAGUUGCAGUGCCAUCUGUAUUAGCUGUACAAGCUGGACAAACUCUACAUGAACUUACUUCAACCACAAGCUCAUGGUCUUGGUCUUCCGUACUACUCUUGGCAACAUUUGCUAGCCUGUCAUUACUACCUGUACUAUUCAAAGCAAAACUGAGAGACAAAUUUGACUGAAAAUAUGUGAUUCACUACCAUAGUGAAGGACAUUCCAUUAAUUUAGUCUAGAUUUUCAUCUCUCAUAUGCCUUUGCUCUAAGUCCCAGCAUGUCAUGAAUUGUUAUGUUAAUUAUAUAAGUAUGAAUAAAUUAUUUCUAUAAAAA
Molecule: messenger RNA, 1175 nt
Organism: Sipha flava (yellow sugarcane aphid)
Lineage: Eukaryota; Metazoa; Arthropoda; Insecta; Hemiptera; Aphididae
Product: transmembrane protein 41B-like
Exons: 6
Coding region: 200-1030 (276 amino acids)
Cellular component (GO): endoplasmic reticulum membrane
Source: RefSeq, a predicted model, not a curated record